AUGGGGGAACCUCGCGGAAACCAGAGCUUUGCCCCUCCCACUUUCCUCCUCACCGGCAUCCCAGGAUUGGAGGCCACCAGCCUCUGGCUCUCCGUCCCCUUCUGCCUCUUGUACGCGGUGGCCCUCGUGGGAAACAGCGCCGUCGUCCUCGUGGUCGUGAAGGACCGGAGCCUGCACAAGCCCAUGUACUUCUUCCUCUCCAUGCUGGCCAUCAGCGAGCUGGGCGUGUCCCUCUCCACCCUCCCGACCGUGCUGAACGUCUUCCUCUUCUACGCCAGGGAGAUCGGGAGGGACGCCUGCUUCGCCCAGAUGUUCUUCAUCCACUGCUUCUCCAUCAUGGACUCGGGAGUCCUCUGGGCCAUGGCUCUGGACCGCUUUGUCGCCAUCUACAACCCCCUCCAGUACGCCGCCAUCCUAACCCACUCCCGGAUCGUCCUGAUAGGCCUGGGGAUUGCCGUGAGGAGCGUCCUCCUCCUCCUCCCUCUGCCCGUCCUCUUGAGACGGCUGCCCUUCUGCCGGUCCAAGGUGCUGGCUCACCCCUACUGUCUGCACCCCAAUUUAAUCCGGCUCCCCUGCGCCGACACCAGGGUCAACAGCGUCUACGGACUCUUUGUCUUGCUGUCCACUUUUGGGCUUGACGCCUUGUUCAUCAUCCUCUCCUACACAAUGAUCGUCAAGACGGUGCUGAGCAUUGCCUCCAAGGAAGGGCGGCUCAGGGCUCUCAACACCUGCGUCUCCCACAUCUGCGCCGUCGUGGUCUAUUACACCCCAAUGAUGGGCGUGUCGAUGGUGUACCGGUUUGGGAGGCACGCUUCUCCCGUGCUGCACGCCCUCAUGGCCCACCUCUACCUCCUGGUGCCUCCCGUCCUGAACCCCAUCAUCUACAGCAUCAAGACCAAGGAGAUCUUCAAGGCCUUUGAAAGGCUCUUCUUUCCAAAGAAGUUCUGA
Messenger RNA from Gekko japonicus, 948 nucleotides. Its product is annotated as olfactory receptor 51I2-like. The record is from RefSeq and is a predicted model, not a curated record. Gene Ontology annotation, biological process: G protein-coupled receptor signaling pathway. The transcript has a single exon. The coding region runs from base 1 to 948 and encodes 315 amino acids. Gene Ontology annotation, cellular component: membrane. Gene Ontology annotation, molecular function: G protein-coupled receptor activity; olfactory receptor activity. Lineage: Eukaryota; Metazoa; Chordata; Lepidosauria; Squamata; Gekkonidae.